Molecule: messenger RNA, 2423 nt
Organism: Xiphophorus hellerii (green swordtail)
Lineage: Eukaryota; Metazoa; Chordata; Actinopteri; Cyprinodontiformes; Poeciliidae
Gene: tab1
Product: TGF-beta activated kinase 1/MAP3K7 binding protein 1
Exons: 11
Coding region: 54-1568 (504 amino acids)
Biological process (GO): protein dephosphorylation
Cellular component (GO): cytosol
Molecular function (GO): protein serine/threonine phosphatase activity
Source: RefSeq, a predicted model, not a curated record
UUAACAUAUCGGACACUGCGGCGUGAUCCUGAACGCAGCAAAUAGCAUCCAACAUGGCGGCAGAGCCGAAGACUUUGAUGCAAAGCAGCUGGACAGAUGACCUGCCUCUGUGUGAGAUGUGUGGCGUCGGAGUGGCGCCCAACUGCGUGUACAGCCCGGAUGGUGAAGGAACCCAGAACCACCCCAUGGAGGACAGGCAUCUCAGGCUGCGGUGUGUGAGAGACAGAGCAGCUUCUCAACUAGGCGAGAACUGUUUCCUCUACGGCGUUUUUAACGGCUACGACGGCAGCAGGGUGGCGGACUUUGCAGCCCAGUGUCUGACCGCUGAACUCCUUCUCGGGGAGCUCAACUCAAGUCACACAGACGGUGACGUCCGCCGGAUCCUCAUUCAGGCCUUUGAGGCGGUGGAGGAGAGUUACUUUAAUACAAUAGGUGAUGCUUUGGCUAAAAAGGCUCACCUGUCCAACUACCUCCUGCCACACAAUGAGAGUCAGAAGGUCCAGGAGCGUCUGAAUGAGCUGGAGCAGGAGGUGUCAGGAGGCGCUACGGCGGUGGUGGCUCUGAUUCUCAACAAUAAGCUCUACAUCGCCAAUGUUGGUACAAACCGGGUCCUGCUGUGUAAGUCCAGCAGCGACGGUCAGAACCAGGUUCUCCAGAUCGGGCGGCCACAUAGCACCGACAACGAAGACGAGCUACAAAGACUGGCGGCAAUGGGUGUGGACGCGGCUCGAAUACGGCAAGCGGGACAGAUCGCUGGACAGAGCAGCACCAGGCGGCUGGGAGACAGCAGAGUCAAGAUCAACUACUCUGAGAUAGAUCUGCUCAGUGCGGCCAAGGCGAAGCCCAUCAUCUCUGAGCCAGAGAUCCAUGGCAGCCACUCUUUGGAUGGUGUAACAGGAUUCCUGCUGCUGAUGUCAGAGGGCCUAAUAAACGGCCUCGAGUCCGCCCACGGCCCAGAGCAGGUCAACCAGGAAAUUGUAGCCAUGGUAGCGGCCGAGCUGGCCCAGCAGACCAGUUUGGAGGCGGUGGCUCAGUCCGUGGUGGAGCGGGUCAAGAGGCUUCACCACGACGUCUUCGUGUCCGGCCGUCAGAGAGCGGCCUUCUGCUCUCGGCACGAGGACAUGACCCUGCUCAUCCGCACGAUCAAUUACCCGCUGGCGGACGCCGCGCUCACGCCCACACAAGGUAGCGGACGGAUCUAUCCAGUUUCGGUGCCAUACUCCAACAGCCAGAGCACCAGUAAAACCAGCGUGACCCUCUCACUGGUAAUGCCGUGUCAAAGCACCCUGACCAACGGGACUAACACCGCCUCCACCCUGGAGGAAGGAACCCCCACACCGGGCAGCCAGAGCCCUACAGCCACCCUGCAGUCCACCAACACCCAAACACAGAGCUCCAGCUCCAGCUCGGGCGAUGGAAGCCUGUUUCGUCAGAGAGGGAGCCAAGCAGCGCAGCCCGACGAGACGGGCAGGGUCCCACCCUACGUGGACUUUAGUCAGUUCUACCGACUUUGGGGAGGGGACAACAGCGACAGCCAAAGCACACAGGGAGGCCUUGGACCCCAGUAAGGAGGAAAGUCUGAAGGAGGGGCAUGAACUACAAGGAGAAAUUUUGUUUUUGUUUUGUUUUUUUAAUCAGACUUGUGGAUUUAUGAACAAUGUGUACUGCAAAAGAGACUUUGUGAGUGUGAGUUGGAAGGGACCGGGGCUUUCUAUUAUUUCUGCAAUGAAAACUGUGAGGAAGUGGCGUCACACCGCACCCCAGUUAAUGUUUGCUUCUCUUUGAAACAUAAACAGUCACAGUAAUCCAGAUUGGUGAAGUACCUGUUGAAGGCAACUCCAGGAGCUGGACAAGGAUGUUUUAUUCAAAAAAUGCCUUCAAAUAUCAAGGCCUUAAACUGUAACUAAUGAAUGAAUGAAAGCGUUUGAAAGUACAUUUUUUAUUUACUGUCCAAAUAUAUAUAUAUAUAUAUUCUAUCUCCAGAUAAUUUAAGGACUUGUCUGUGUUUUCUUUUUUUCUGUGCACAUUUUUCUCAUCAUUAUAUUCCAUUUAUUUUGACUAAUAGUGGGACUCCAUUAAAAUUUUUAAUUGAGUUGAUCCAAAACUGUAUGUCAACAAAAACAAGCAACAUUUUCAAUUCAAAACCCUCUUUGCUGCCAAAUUAUUAAAUACAUUUGAAUAGCGUCACUAGUUUUAGAGAAAAAAAAAACUUUUUAAACUUAAACUUUUUCUGACCUUCUGUCCAAAACGGCUGAAGAAUGUCUCCACAACUUAAAAGGCUGGAUCUCUAAAUAAUUAAAAAAGAAAAAAAAAAGUCAGACAACUUUAGGUGGCAGAGCCAAAAGACUGUUUUUUUGUUUUGUUUUUGUUUUUUUUAUAUUUCCCAGCAGAACCAUUAAAGGGGCCAUUUGGCCAACAUUCUU